Molecule: messenger RNA, 3720 nt
Organism: Linderina pennispora
Lineage: Eukaryota; Fungi; Kickxellomycota; Kickxellomycetes; Kickxellales; Kickxellaceae
Exons: 2
Coding region: 1-3720 (1239 amino acids)
Biological process (GO): establishment of mitotic spindle orientation; nuclear migration involved in conjugation with cellular fusion
Cellular component (GO): cell tip; microtubule associated complex; spindle
Source: RefSeq, a predicted model, not a curated record
AUGAGCUCGCCACAGGCAGACGAACCAGGCGCAGGCACACCGCGUGCGCGCGCGGGCUCUGUGUCUGGGCCAAAUGUUGGGCAGCUUGUGGAAGUGCAGGGCAUGCGCGGCAUCGUGCGGUUCAGCGGAACCACCGGGUUUGCGACCGGGCGGUGGUGCGGUGUGGAGCUGGAGGAGCCGCGGGGCAAAAACGACGGAUCCGUGCAGGGCAAGCGGUACUUUGAGUGUGCGCCAAACUACGGGAUGUUUGUGCGGCCGUCGCAGGCCAAGGUAGUGGCAUCAUCAGCGAGCGCGCCGUCAAGCGUGCCGCGCCUAGGCAGACCGGCGGGCGGAGACCAUUUGCCGGGGGCAAGCGGGAUCGCAGCUCGCCGGACCACGGUCUCGGGACUCCGGUCUCCGAGCAGCGCGCGCAGUGCGUCGCGUCAUAGCCUGGUUAGCGAGGGCGGAAGCAGGCCUGGGUCGCGGGAGCUAUUGCCGCAGGCGCGUAAUGAGACCCCGAGCCCACUGGGCCAUGCAGCGGUGGGUGAAGAGGUGGCUGAGCGCAUGCAGACGCCGACCAAGGCGGUGGCCAUGGAGGUAGAUCCCAAGGACGAGGAGAAGAAGGAGGGAGAUGCAGAGCCGACCACGCCUGAGCCCACAGAGCCGCAGCGCACGCCAUACCGCCCGGCGUUGACGAUGGAUGAGUCUUCGACAUUUGGAGCAGGGUCGGCGCCGACGAUGAGCGCGCAGACGGUGCCGCUGAAGCAGUUUGAGGAGCUGCGGCUAAAGUACAAGUUCCUGGAGCAGAAGCGGUCGGAGGACCGGCAGCGGAUCCAGGAGGCGGACAAGAUGCGCGCCGAGGCGGAGCAAGCGCUGCGUGUGCGGGACAAGCUGGCGACCAAGGUGGGGACGCAGCAGGAGGAGAUGCGGGCCCUGAAGGCGAAGUUGAAGGAGGCGACGAGCGCGCGCGAGAAGUUUGAGCUAAUGUACAGCGAGGCGAACGAUGCCAUGGAGAUUCUGACGCUGGACAAGGAGAUGGCUGAGGAGAGAGCCGAGCAGAUUGCGCAGGAUGUGACAGUGCUGCGUGAGCAGCUGGACGAGGCGAGCGCGAGCCUGGAUGUGUACAAGCAGGAGGGCGACCACAGCGCAGUUCUGGCAGACAGCCCGGACGGCGCGACCGCGCUUGACUAUGCGCAGCUGAAGACCCAGAGCGAGCGGCUGAAGGAGGCACUGGUGCGGCUGCGCGACGUGUCGAAUGAUACCGAGUCGCGACUGACACAGCGGGUGCGGCAGCUUGAGCGCGAGGCCGAGGCUGCGCAGGAGUUGUCCGAGGAGGCGGAGCGCUACCGGGAGAAGCUGGAGGUGGCAGAGUCGCAGGUUGAGGAUCUGAAGGAGCGGCUGGACGAGGCGCUGGGGGCGGAGGAGAUGAUCGAGGAUCUGUCUGAGCGCAACCUGAACCUCAGCGCCAAGGUGGAGGAAAUGCAAAGCGUGAUCGAGAACCUGGAGGCGCUGUGCGAGGUCAACAACGAGAUGGAGGAGACACGGGCAGAGGAGGAGCAAGGGCUGAAGGCGGAGAUCGACCGGCUGAUGGUUACGGUCAACGACAAGAACCGGCGCAUUGACAAGCUGGAGGAGGCGAUGGCGGACUACCAGUUCAACAUCAAGCAGUACCGGGAGCUGGUAGCGAAUCUGCAGGGCGAGCUGCAGCGGCUGCGGGAGCGCGAGGAGACGCAGGCGUCAGAGGUGGCAAGCUUCUCGAGCAAGACGCAGGAGAUGAUGAGCCUGAAUCUGCAGCUGCGGUCGACGAUGCUGAAGACCAAGGCCAAGGCGGUUGAUCUGGAGAUGCGGCGGCUGGAGGCUGACCAAGCGACGGAGCAGCUUGCGAUGACGGAGCCGUUCCUGCCCGACCAUUUCUUCAAGUCGGAAGGCGAUGCGCUCAAGUCGGUGCUGGCGUUCAAGCGGCUGGCGGUCAAGAGCGACAUUCUCUGCAAGCAGCUGGAGCAGGACGAGAACACCGAGGCGAAUGUAUCGGACGAGUUUGUUGCGACGGCAGAGGUGCGCAGCAAGCUGGCACAGUUCUCGGGUGUGGCGGCGGUGCUUGUGCGGCACCUGUCGGGAUGCAGCGAGACGGAGUUCAUGAAGCUCGGGGCGCUGUUUGUGGAUGCACAGGGCACGGAGCGGCGGCUCAACGGGCUGAUUGACGUGAUGAAGAAGGAGGAGUUCCGGGCGACUGACUCGCUGCCCGAGAUCCGGCGGCUCACGGCUCAGAUGCUGGCGCUGGCGGAUUCGCACGUGCCAACGGGCAGCAAGACAGCCACGGGGGUACAGCGGCUGGGCGUGGCAGUUGGGCAGCUAGCGUUCGGAUCUGACGUGCAGCUGGCAAACCUGUUCUACAUCGAGCAGCUACUGGCAUCGGGGCAGGGCUCAGUGGACGGCUCAGCGGAGCCGGUUGAAGUGUUCUCUGCCGAGGACAGGCAGCGGAUGACAGGCGAGGUUCUGCCGGCGGUGGCAAGCACGAUCCAGCACUGCAAGGCGUCGAAGGCGGCGGCGGUUAAGCUGCUGAAGCGGUCAGAAGAGCUGAUCCAAGGCGAUCUGUGUGGCAACGACAGUAUCAGCGCGCAGGUUGGCGAGGCGCUGCGGCAGAGCUCGCAACUGGAGGUGUACUGCACCAAGGUGCGGACGAUGAUCCAGGAAUACUAUGCGCAGGGAGGUGGCGAGGAGGACAGGGCUGCCGACAAGGUUACUGUGGACCGGGUGGUUGGCGACCUCAACACAGUGGCGCAGGAGGUGUUUGGUAACGCAGAUGCCACGGUGCUGGGGCAGGCGCUGAGUGCGGCCCAGAGGCUGGCGCAGGAGGUUGGGCGGGCGCUGGCACUGGCGAGCGACGACAGCAACCUGGCGAGGGCGGCUGGGGUGGAGGCGCCGUGGGUCAAGCGCGCAGCGCAGUUCAAGGCGAGCCUGGUGCGCAAUGCAGAGGUGGAAAAGCGCACGGAGGCGCUGAACGAGGAAAUCAUCAGCCUGGCGCGGGAGCUGAAGUUGCGGGACCAGGCGAUCCAGGAGUACGGCGUGAAGACCGAAAUGCUGGAGAAGCGCACGGAGACAAUGCGGCGGCAGGCGGACCAGGUCCAACAGCUCCAACAGCUGCUGGCAGCAGCGCAGAAGCAGGAGCGGACGUACGAGGAGGCGAUCGAGAGCCUGCAAGGGGAGGUGGAUACGCUGGAGCGCGAGAACCGCAAGAUCAAGCAGACGGCGGUGGCGAAGGCGGCGGUGCCGAGCGACCAGGCUGGGCUGGCGCUGCCGACGGAUCUGGCGGGGCUGCGUCGCAAGAUCGAGGUGCUGCAGGAGUCGGUAGGGUUCCUGCGGCGCGAGAACGCGCACCUGCGCGGCAAGUAUGUGUACCGUGGAGCCGCGGCGGUUGAGCAGCUCCGGAAGCCCCUGCUGGUGGCGGCUGCGGGCGGCCCGGCAUCGGCGGAGGUGAGCGCGGCGGUGCGUGAGGCGAAGACGGUUGCACGCGAGGCAUGUGUGCUGGCAGCAAUGCCGCGGCUGGUUAGGCUGAAGCCGGCUGAGGAAGCCGAGAAGAAGCCGGCGUGGCAGCCGCUGGCAAAGAAGCCGGAGUUUGAGCUGUACCGACAGCAGACGGUGGUGCAGUCGCUGCGGGCGCGGGCGGAGAAGGUGCAGGAGAGACUGCAUAGCCUGGCCAGGUUCCCAGCGCUGGCUGGCACGGCGACGGUUGUGCUCUGA